UUUCCUCUCAUUACUCACUCUACCUCAACUUGCACAUAGUGAAACAGGGCGCGGCAUUGUGAGGACACAGGGGCGAGAGAGAGGGAGAGAGAGAGAGAGAGAGAGAGAGAGAGAGAGAGAGAGAGAGAAAAGAGAAGUAUGAGCAGCGGUGCACGGUAACACACAGAGACACGUGCACACUGAAGUGCGUUGGGCUGUGUCUUGAUGAGCUCGGUGAUUCAACUUUUCUGCAAUCGAAGACUUUGGGGGCCACAGGACCGCCUGGUUGAUGACAGUGUCGAGGUUCUGAGCCCGGUCCCCGACAAAGGCGCCUCUAAAAAUAAGAAGAAAGGUGAAGGAGGGAGGAACUCAAGAGUCUUUUCCGGCCCCGUCGGUGCUCAAACGCUGUCGAAUCCGAUUGUUGCCACGAUAGUAGGCCUUCCCGGUGCCAGGUCGGCAUGACGCUUUGCUGUGCUGAGAAGAUACCGAACUUUACUCUCUAACUCCUGACAGAGAGAGAGAGAGAGAGAGAGAGAGAGAGAGAGAGAGAGAGAGGGGAGAGAGAGAGAGAGAGAGAGAGAGAGAGAGAGGGGGAGAGAGAGAGAGAGAGAGAGAGAGAGAGAGAGAGAGAGAGAGAGGUGCAACAAUUGCCGAAGGAACACUGCAAAAGGACUUAAACGCUUAAACAAGGAGGAGAAGAUCAGACUUUUUACAGAAUUCGUUGACUACGUCGAAUCAUGUUGUCUGCAAAUGCAGGUUGGUUUCUUUCCCCGCUUCGAAUUCUGCUUCCACUUCUCGCUGUCCCCUUCCUCCUUACACCAGAGGCCGAUCUUACCAUCUCAACUGCAAUCAUCCCUAACACCAAGGAACCGUUCAUGCAAAAUGGCCGACCAACGAUCGGUACGACCGGACUGCCCACCAUGGUUACUGUACCGAGUGAAGAACCAACCACAAGUCUAGGAGUCCAAAGGAUACAGGCCCAGGGGCCUGAGUCACCCUCUACAACGCCCUGGCAAGCUAUUCUCCAGAGGUCAGAGAACCACACCGAGGCAACGACCCCCGCCGGCACUAGUUUAGAUACCACAUCCCAUGUUCCCGAGGCUGAGGCCUCGCCCACGGCGAGCUAUCACACGGAGGCUCUUGUGAGGUCAACCAGCGCAAGGCUUGAGUCAACGGAGGCAGCAGCGGUAGUCUCUGAGGCCACCACAGCCUACGCCACACCCAUCCUCGCAACCACCGACACCAGCCCCGGGCUCGCAGCCGCGACGACCUCAGGCUCUCAAACCCUCCGCUCCUCUGAGGCCUUCGCCACGUCUCGCAGCAGCGCGGCGACUCCGGAUACGCCCACGCCCACGCGACCCCCCGCCGCCACCGUCGGGGGGCGGAGGUUCUUCUCCGUCCUCACGACCCCCUCCCCCGGCUCCCCCCCGUCGAGCCAGACUCCAGCGGCGUUUGGUCCGCUCGGCCGGCCCUCGUCCCCGUGAACCUGACCCCUACCCGGGGGCGCAGAAGUUCCCCGUCCUCUGGACCGCGCUGGUGGUCCUGCUGGCCGUGGCCGUCCUGGUGGGCGCCCUCUGCCUGUGCUUGUGUGUCAGGCGGAGGAUGAAGCGGAGCCGGGUGCUUCACUUCGGGAGCCGCGGCUCCAAGAAGAACAAAGGGAAGGAGGGCGACGCCUGGGCCGGCCCGGUGGCCAUGAGCAGCAUGGCUGCCGGGGCGACGGCGAGGGAGGAGGCGGGGGACGAGGAGGAAGAGAAGAGGAAGGGCGGGGGGAGGAGGAGGUGCUACUGAGCACCUUUGGGGUGGACGGGACGGGGAGAAGCUCCCCCAACGGGAGGAGGGGAGCGGGGAGGGCAGAGGAAUUACCGAUGUUGUUCAUCGAUGAAGACGAGGUGGAGGGGGAGGCAAAAGAUGGAGCAAACAAGCUGGAGGGCGGAGGAGGAGGAGGAGAGGUGGAGGAGAAGGGGAAGGAGAAGGAUGGUAAAGGACUCAAUGGGAAUGAACAGACGAAUGGAGGCACUUCAUUCUCCUACAUCACGGCGGUCUGAGGACUGUGCUACUAGGAUGGAACGUGAUGAUGAUGUUGCAGCAGACUGGUAUUUUUCGAUUGGACUUCUACUUGCUGAAACCUGAAUUGCCUCUGUACAUAGCCGUACACCUCUAGUUCUGUAUAUAGUGCUUUUCGUGCUUCGAAAUGCUUAUUUUUCACUUAAACUUGGGGAAGACCCUUUACAAUUUUUUAUCAGAUAGAAAUCAUGGGUGUCAAAUGCUCUUAUUACAAUCCUUUCUAGUUUUGUAUUAAUACAUUGAAUAAAAGCAAUGCGUAUUUACUCAAGAUCCAUGCAAACUUUUAUAUCGACUUUAUUGACAGCCUUCUGUACUUUGUAUAGAGUUUUGCUUUAGAGUCUUUUUCGUUUCUUUUUUAAUGCAAGUAGGCCUCAUAAUUCAUAAAAGAAUAUGCAAUUAUUAUGAAAGAGCAUUGUCAAAUUGAAAAUGUAUUGAUUAUAGUUGAAAGAAAGAAAAAAAAAGAGCUUUCAUGAAUAAAAUAUAAUACUGCGAUACAGCAAGAGUAACCUGAUGCUAAGGUAUAUUUUUUGUCACAAAAUAGUAGUCUUAAUGUCAAAGGUUUUUCACAGAUUACUGAUCAGCCUAAAUUUUCCCCAUUUUUCCUAUUUACAUCCAAGCAAAAAGUCGGAAAAAACUGUGUCUCUGCUUCCCACAUUGCCGCCCAAAAUGCUGGUAUGAUUAUGAAUAAAGUAUUUCAGACCGUG
Molecule: messenger RNA, 2747 nt
Organism: Gadus morhua (Atlantic cod)
Lineage: Eukaryota; Metazoa; Chordata; Actinopteri; Gadiformes; Gadidae
Product: probable endo-1,3(4)-beta-glucanase AFLA_105200
Exons: 2
Coding region: 717-1463 (248 amino acids)
Source: RefSeq, a predicted model, not a curated record